GUCAACUCAAAAACUGGUUUAAUGUUUAAGCACAUUAUAUUUGCAACCCUCUUUUUUAGCAGAGGAAACCCACCCUCGAGGUAUCAGUGUGAAUCUUUCACAAUGAUUUCUCCAGGACUCAUUUUGCUCUCAAGUUUUCUCUGCCACGUGGCUAUUGCAGGACGGACUUGUCCGCAGCCAGUUAUUGUACCAUUUUCCACAGUUACUCCAUUAAAAACAUUCUAUGAGCCAGGGGAGGAGAUCGUGUUCUCCUGCAGGCCAGGCUAUGUGUCCCGGGGAUUGACGAGAAAGUUUACCUGUCCUCUGACAGGGAUGUGGCCCAUCAACACUCUGAAGUGCACACCCAGAGUCUGUCCUUUUGCUGGGAUCUUAGAAAAUGGAGCUGUACGCUAUACAACUUUUGAAUAUCCCAACACAAUCAGUUUUUCUUGUAAACCUGGGUAUUACCUGAACGGAACUAAUGCAGCUCGGUGCACUGAGGAAGGAAAGUGGAGUCCAGAGCUUCCUGUCUGUGCUCCCAUAACCUGCCCUCCACCCACAGUACCUAAAUUUGCAAAACUCAAAAUGUAUAAGCCAUCCGCUGGAAACUACUCCCUCUAUCAGGACACAGCAGUCUUUGAUUGCUUGCCACAUCACGCGAUAUUUGGGAAUGAUACCGUUACCUGCACAGCCCAUGGGAAUUGGACUGAAUUACCAGAAUGCAGGGAAGUAAAAUGUCCAUUCCCACUAAGACCAGAAAAUGGAUUUGUGAACUAUCCUGCAAAACCACUUCUUUUUUACAAGGAUAAAGCCACCUAUGGUUGCCAUGAUACAUAUACCCUGGACGGCCCAGAAGAAGUUGAAUGCACCAAACUGGGAAACUGGUCUGCCCAGCCAAGUUGCAAAGCAUCUUGUAAACUAUCUGUUAGAAAAGCCACUGUGUUAUACCAAGGAGAGAGAGUAAAGCUCCAGGAAAGAUUUAAGAAUGGAAUGCUACACGGUGACAAAGUAUCUUUCUUCUGCAAAAAUAAGGAAAAGAAGUGCAGCUAUACAGAAGAGGCUCAGUGCAUGGACGGCACCAUCGAAAUCCCCAAAUGUUUCAAGGAACACAGUUCUUUUGCUUUCUGGAAAACGGAUGCAUGGGAUGUAAAGCCAUGUUCUCAGGAGUGAACCGCACACUUGUAUCUCUGUGUUCCAAGGAACCUAGUGAAAGUGGAAAAACAAAUUUGCUGAAUAUAUUGCCUCAACCAUUUCAGCGUCACUUAUCUCGGGAGCUCACUUUUAGUUAUAUUAUUUGCCUAAGACACCCAACUACUUGGAAUAUCAUUAUUUCAUGGAGCGGAGAGUGUAAACAACCCACCCCUAUCCGUGUACUCCCACUCUCAAGCAUUUUCAAAUAAAACACCUACAACACAGUAUUUUUUAAAAGUAGAGUGGUACACAGACCCCCCACCAAAAUUGCAUUCCCUGUUUACAUAUUGCAAAGGAAAAUGUUGUGUCCCAGAAUUUCUGAGGACAGCCCAGAUGUCUGCAAUUAUGACGCAACUCUCAGAUAAUUUUUAUGCUGUGUCAGGUUAAAGAAGCAUCACCAUGAAGAAAGAAGUGUGGACUUCCAAUCCAGUAGAACUGAAUCAGAAUCCUUGGGCUUAUGUAGCAUCUCCAAAAUAAUUCUUUCCCUACUAAAGUUCCAAGAUCCAUUGCUGUUACCAUUAAUCCUGAUAUAUCACAUUCAUUGGAUUAAGAAAUGCCUAGCAGAUUAUUACAGCAUUAGUGAAACAUUAGUAAAGUACAUCUGAAUGGGG
Messenger RNA from Cavia porcellus (domestic guinea pig), 1781 nucleotides. It is a transcript of the gene Apoh, whose product is annotated as apolipoprotein H. Gene Ontology annotation, biological process: T cell mediated immunity; negative regulation of complement activation, classical pathway. The transcript has 8 exons. The record is from RefSeq and is a predicted model, not a curated record. Lineage: Eukaryota; Metazoa; Chordata; Mammalia; Rodentia; Caviidae. Gene Ontology annotation, cellular component: plasma membrane. Bases 22 to 1149 code for a protein of 375 amino acids.